UCCCCCACCAAACUCACACUACUAUGGACACCUCCAAAGCUUUCAAAUACCCAUUUUACUUUGAAAAAUCCUCAUCUCCUUUCCUAUCUAGUGUCAGUUGAUUCUUCGCGUCUGCACCAACUAAAUCGGAAGCUUAAUUCGAAAGAUGAGAGUAGGCUCGAGGAGGAUCAAAAGACUGAUUCUCGAUCCCUAAAGUUAGAAAGCUGGCUAGACUGCAAUCUAUGCCUAUGGAAGGAAAAGUCACGAAAAGCGAUCCAUAUGAUCAUAAAGAAAGGUUUGCCUAUGCGCCUUUCUAGCGUACGCGGGGUUCCUUUCGAUUGAAACUUGUCGCUACCUGGAUCAAUCAGCCUAUUCUAGUUCGCCUUGAGACUAACCCUAAAUUCCCAAGUACCCAAAUUGAUUGCUAACCCAAAACUCCCAAAUCCCCAAAGUCCCAAAAUCCAUUUGUUUUACUCAAAGGAGAUGAAGAACAGAGGAAUAAUUUAAAGGCAGCGAUUACAAGUGAAAAAAAUAUUUCAAUCGCGAGAAAUUUUCGACCCAAAAGGCAAUCUGUGAGAAAUCAACUUCAGGAUUUGGGAUCUUGUGAUAUUUUUACAGUUGUUGAUGAGGCUAAUAUACAUCUUACUAAGUAAUUUUUUAUUACAACCAGUCGAGGCUUGAAUUGAUAGAGAAUUGAGGAAUUUAAAUAGUCAUGGAUCAGGAAGCACACUCAAGUAAAAAUAAAAAAGUCAAAAACUGCAUUGCGGCUGGAUCACUUGCAUAUUUGCAAAACCAAAAGGUUUCGUCGUUGAAAACAAAAAGAAUUGUUCAAGGUUCAAGGUCAAAUGACAAGCAUCAGCUAAAUCUAGUCGACAAACAGCUUCCACAAUUAGGAGCUCAAGUGCAAGAACAGUUGUUGCAACUGCCUAUGCGUUCUACUUCUCCUCCAGCACAAACAGUACAUGAGGAAGCACAACAACUGCCACCACACUCUACCUCUCUUGCAUCACAAGCAGUGCGUGAAAAUUUGCAACAACUGCCACUGGAUUCUACCACUCGUACUUCACAAACGAUACAGGAACAAUUUGAGGAUUCUACCAAUCAUGAAACAAACGAACAAUAUGAGGAACAAGGUCCUUCUGCUGAAAAAAGAAAAAGAGGCAAAACUCAUAUGCCAGGCAUGCAUGGAAGGAAAGAACGUAAAAAAGUUGUGUUAAAUGAGAUGAAUCAACCCAUAGGUCCUACUGAAGAAGUUGUAAAAGAGUUGGGUAGCUUCCUCGUCACAUUGGCAAGGAGUGCGACAUUUUGUCCUCUUAAUGUGUUUAAUUGAAGGAAACUUGAAACAAAAGAAGAUAUGUGGAAAUACGUCAAGGUUUGAAGUUCGCAAUAUUCAAUAGGCGUGAAUGAUAUUUCAUAUUUUUUACACUAACCUAACUGCACCAAAUUUGUAGGAAAAAUAUGACAUUCCUGAAGCUGCGAAAGUAUGGGUUCUUGAAUCAAUUCAGAAUGCUUGGAGAAAGUAUAAGAAUACGUUAAUGAAAGAACAUUUUAAACCCUAUGAAAAUGACGAGCUUCGAAUGGAGAAAAGGUCGAUUGAUGUUUCGGAGUCUCAAUUUAGGGAACUUCUUAAAUAUUGGAAUUCUGAUUCCUACAAGGCAAAACUGAAUAUCUUUCGAUGAUUUGCUGAAAAUGUCUGAUUUUCAUUUAAUUAUAAAUCAUCUUGUUAGGGAAAAUCUAUUUGACUUUGCAAUAAUAAAAGUAUUCUUCAUGUUUAUUUCUAUAUGAGUGCUGCCGAAUGUUAGUUAACAAUGCUACACUUAAAGUGCCAGCGCUAGAUAAAAGCUUUUCAUGCUACAAUUUCAUUCAUUAUCAAUCUGUUUGUCACAACAGUGUUCGCAAAGUCAUUUUAUGGUAUUGAAAUAUCCAAUAGCAUUGGCCUAGAAAAUGCAGGUCAAUAACUUCAGGAAAAGUAUGGUGGAGGAGUGUUCCCCAUCCUUUAUAUUUGGGCUAUUGGAUUGUUGUCUGUUCAAAUCCCUUUUGCCCUGAUCCCCCGUCUUAGUCUUGUUCAAAUCCCUAAAGGUAUGUUCUUUUCUUCAAAAGUUUUGCUCAAGUGAACUGCUUUUACAGGUCAGCAUUAGAUAUAUUUCUUAUUCUUUUCGCCUUGAAUUUGGAGUUUAUCCACAAAAAUGUGAAACAUCAUUUCAUAAAAGUCAUCAUUUUUAAAACAGGUGGGGAUCAAUAACUUAUACUAUAAUUGUUUGUGAGGAAUAUUCUUAAAAGAUAAGGAGUGUUAUUUAUUAAGUUUCAGUGUCAAUGGGGAUUCUAAUAUAGAUACAGGGACAAUGAUUGAAAUUAGAGGUGGCCUCUUUUUCUACUCUCCCAUUCUUUUUUGAAAUGAUGCAAUUUUCUCACAGUUUAUAUGAAAUCCAAAUACUCUUAGGCCUCGACUGGAUCUGCUGGUACAUUUUGCUGAUUGUGUGGCCUUCUUCUUUCAGUGUGUUUUCGCUGACUUUAUAGUGUAUCAACAAAGUGUAGUACUAUGUGGGAUUUGUCUGAUUCACAUCAUUUUAGAUUUGUACUUGUUCGGGAAGAAGAAAUCUCCUGCAUUUUGUCUUGUCUUGAUCACUUGAUUCUAUUGUACGAAUACAUUCAAAGAAACUUCUAUAGGUGUAGUUAUGUAGAUUGCCAACAAAUCCUUGCCUAUUCAUUUUAUCAGCUUUUAGAGAUAAAAUAUUAAUCUUUGCCGGGGCAUAUCAUACUAUCACAUGUUUCAUGAGACAUAUAGUCCAUCAGGGCUUUUCAUUGUCUCUUAGAAUGGAUAUUUUGUUAGGGGGAUAUAGUUUCAUUGUGAUCCCUGUUAACAUUGGUACUUGAUUUAGAAAAACUUACUUAUAAGCAUGUUUUGUGUUACUUUAUGGCAGAAGGUGUCUUAGGUAUCAUAUUAAAGUAUGCUUCAUAGAUACAGCCCAUCCCCUUCCCCAAGAAAGAUGAAGAAAAACAGAAAAAUAGGGAGCUCCUCACCAUCUUUGACAGAAAGAGCUCUGAAGAGCUUAGACAACAGUUAAAAUUUAUCAUCAGUCUGCUACACCAAUCCAAGUACUUAUAAGUUAUAAGUACUAGCAUCAUAAUCUGAAUUUGGUUAACUGCCAACUUAUUGACUUGGUCCAUUCGCUAAAAUUUCAUUGACUCAUUUGUUUGCAGAAAAUGUCCAGAACCAAUAUCGAGAAUCGCAGAAAGUUGAGAUAUCUGCACACUACUGGCAAAACAAGUUUUGCUCUAAUCUGCGAG
Molecule: messenger RNA, 3267 nt
Organism: Nicotiana tabacum (common tobacco)
Lineage: Eukaryota; Viridiplantae; Streptophyta; Magnoliopsida; Solanales; Solanaceae
Source: RefSeq, a predicted model, not a curated record